AUGAAGUUCUUCGUCUUCGCUUUGUUCGGAGCCUUGUUGGUCGCUCAGAUCGUAAGUUUGGGGUUGCAAUUUCGUUGCAAUUUCUACUGCUCGACAGAUUAGGGCUCAUAAAGUAGAACUGCACCUAAAAUUCUUCGAUUUCAGACAGCCAAGCCGAAACAGAGACAGCUUGACUCUGUGGAGAAGAGACAAGUCCGCGAUUACUUUAUUCGACUGCUAAAAGACGUCGGAAUCAAUAACCUGGACCACGGCACUGCACACCUUCUCUUCCUUGAUAUUGCGCUGAACGUAGGUGAACGCCGACAAGUUCCUCACAUUUGCAGAUAAUCGAGCUCGCCAAUUCGGUUAAGCUGUAUGAGCCAUUACUCCCGACCUACAACAGCUUCCUGGAGCAGUUGAUCAAAGCCGCCAACAGCAAGGAUGGAACUGGCCCCGAACUCAGCAAGGUUGUCGACCUCUUGCAAGCCAUCCGCAACCGCUUGUCCGACAAAAUCAAGGAGCCCAAACUGAUCAUCGUCGACGCCUUCCUCGACUCCGCGAAGGUGUUGCGAAGAGUAAGCAUAGAGUAAAAAUGUUAACAUAGCCGAUUUUUUAGGACCCUCAACACGCCUUGGCCGUAAAGAAAGCCCAAGCCAUCAACCAAGCCGCUGGUAUCGAGAUGGACGAUAAAAAAGUCAGAAACUUCAUUGUCAACAACGUCAUUGAGGCCUACAAACAAGGCCUCAACAUCAGCGUGAACCCCGUUAGAGCCGUCGCCAACGUCGCCAAAGCCCAUAUGGCUAUCGACCUCGCCCAUCCGUUGAGCACCCCGCUCCGUCUAUUGAUCAACGCAUUGGAGGCCGAGCGCGAUCUGAUCUACCCGAAACAAAACGGCGCUCGAAAUGUCGGAUUCGCCGUUCUCAAGGACCAGAUUGAUCUUUUGAAGAAGGCCAAGGCCAAGCAAGACGACAGCGUGCUUGAUGGCCUCUCUGGAAACGCUCUGGCUCUGUACGAGGAGAUCGUUGAGGACUUGAAGGAUUUGAAGCGCGAACUUCGCGCCCCUCCCGCUCUAAAGAACUGA
Molecule: messenger RNA, 1060 nt
Organism: Bursaphelenchus xylophilus (pine wood nematode)
Lineage: Eukaryota; Metazoa; Nematoda; Chromadorea; Rhabditida; Aphelenchoididae
Source: the annotation of a GenBank genome assembly